AUUUAUUUAAAUAUAAUUAUAAAAUAUAUUGACAAAGCAUUUAUAAAGCACACGCGGCUAUUUUUAUUUUGUUUGUAGUUUCGAAAAUCUAGAAGAAAAAAACAACUCAAAAAUGGCUGAUAAUGAUGAUCUUUUGGAUUACGAGGAUGAGGAACAGACCGAGACCACUGUUGCCGAAACUCAAGAGGCGCCAAAAAAAGAUGUCAAAGGUACCUACGUAUCUAUACACAGUUCUGGUUUUCGUGAUUUCCUGCUAAAGCCGGAAAUUUUAAGAGCCAUCGUUGAUUGUGGUUUUGAACAUCCAUCGGAAGUACAACAUGAAUGUAUUCCUCAGGCAGUAUUGGGCAUGGAUAUUCUGUGCCAGGCUAAAUCUGGUAUGGGUAAAACUGCUGUGUUUGUACUUGCCACACUGCAGCAAUUGGAACCAACCGAAAAUGUUGUCUAUGUUCUAGUCAUGUGUCACACUCGUGAACUUGCAUUCCAGAUCAGUAAGGAAUAUGAACGAUUCUCUAAAUAUAUGCCAUCCGUAAAGGUUGGCGUAUUCUUUGGCGGUUUAUCCAUCCAAAAAGAUGAAGAAAAUUUAAAGAAUGUCACUCCACACAUUGUUGUUGGUACACCUGGUCGCAUUUUGGCUUUGAUACGCAACAAGAAAUUGAAUUUGAAGCAUUUGAAACAUUUCAUCCUUGAUGAAUGUGACAAAAUGUUGGAACAACUUGACAUGCGUCGUGAUGUUCAGGAGAUUUUCCGCAGUACACCUCAUGGAAAACAAGUUAUGAUGUUUUCCGCCACAUUAAGCAAAGACAUUCGUCCUGUUUGCAAAAAAUUCAUGCAAGAUCCCAUGGAAGUGUAUGUGGACGACGAAGCCAAAUUGACAUUGCAUGGUCUGCAACAGCAUUAUGUCAAGUUGAAGGAAAAUGAGAAAAACAAAAAAUUAUUUGAACUUUUGGAUGUAUUGGAAUUCAAUCAAGUGGUAAUUUUUGUAAAAUCGGUACAACGCUGCAUGGCCCUAGCUCAAUUGUUGACAGAACAAAAUUUCCCCGCCAUUGGUAUUCAUCGUGGUAUGACCCAGGAGGAACGUCUAAAUCGUUAUCAACAAUUUAAGGAUUUCCAAAAACGUAUUUUGGUCGCCACAAACUUGUUUGGACGUGGCAUGGAUAUUGAACGUGUCAAUAUUGUAUUCAAUUAUGACAUGCCCGAAGAUUCGGAUACCUAUUUGCAUCGUGUGGCUCGUGCUGGUCGUUUUGGUACCAAGGGUUUGGCCAUUACCUUUGUGUCGGAUGAAGCCGAUGCCAAAAUUCUCAAUGAAGUUCAGGAUCGUUUCGAUGUGAAUAUUACAGAGUUGCCCGAUGAAAUUGAUUUAUCCUCUUACAGUGAGUAUAAAUAAAAUUGAUA
Molecule: messenger RNA, 1392 nt
Organism: Musca vetustissima
Lineage: Eukaryota; Metazoa; Arthropoda; Insecta; Diptera; Muscidae
Gene: Hel25E
Product: ATP-dependent RNA helicase WM6
Exons: 7
Coding region: 113-1384 (423 amino acids)
Biological process (GO): mRNA splicing, via spliceosome; mRNA export from nucleus
Molecular function (GO): RNA helicase activity; RNA binding; ATP binding
Source: RefSeq, a predicted model, not a curated record